UCAGGCCAGAUUACUUCGCGUGAAGCUGCCGGAGAAACUCGUGCAAAAAGUGAAAUUUUCAUUGUAACAAUGUUGAAACGAAUGUUUGCCGUGGCUAUCAUCACCAUGACUCUGUUGGAAACUAUAAGAGCCCAACGGCCCGCCUUUGCGGGAUUGAGGCCACCAGGUGGACUAAGUCAGAAGGACAAGUACCACGCAACCCAAAACACAGCCGUGGAGAAUAUCACCGGAGUGGACAUAGCUACGAGAUUUGGAGAGCCAUCCAGUUCGCAGAAGCCAGAUCUAAUCAAUCUACCCUUCGGAGCCUCCCAGAGGCCGCCCGUUGGAGUUCCCCUAGUACUGCCAAUAAGUGGGUCUGCUCCGGAGGCGGUUCCCACUGUGGCCAACCGAUUUGGAGCAGAGGACAACCCAGAAUCCACAACGCAGUCCACUAGUUCCACAGCCGGCAGUCCCGCAACCUCCGUGAGCCCGGUUCUUAGCCAGCUGCCCAUCGAUGCCCAUGGUGAUCAGGAGUGGGUCAACCACUUGAGUCAGCUGCCCGUGGAACAGCAGCCCUUUUGGUUCAUUAAUUACCAGGCAAUCGAGGCUCAUCGGAACAGCUCGAGACGUGAAGUGGGCGCUCUGGAAACGCGGGGAUCUUUCCGCGGUUAACAAUCUAAUUUAAUAACAACAAUGAGAUUUAAAAAGCUUUCGUUUUACUAACUCAAAUAUGUGCGAAUUUACAUAUAGAAUUACUUAUUUAUUUUAUAUAAAGAAAAAAAUGCGUAUUUAUAGGUGGCGAUAAUGGAAUCAACUCAAAGCUGAUAAGAUAGAUGCCAUGUCCGAGCACAUCAAUAUACCCGUUACUCGUAGAGUCGUGAUGAUAACCCUGAAUCGUAUUUUAAUUGACUCGAUGUACACUUCAUAGGUAUAUAUUAAGCUUUCAAACACUUUAUUCUAUUUAGGAAACAGUUACAGGCCAAGCUAAGGACAGAACAUAUAAGUACCUUUGGUUGUUUGACUUUUUGAAAAAUACUUUUUCUAUAAUUUGAACCCCUAAAUUUAGAGACUUAUUACACAAGGCAGUUGUAACAGAAAUUUUGUGUGUUGAAGGUUCCAUUUUCUCAUACGGACGAGCAAACAGUCGGACAGGGCCAGAUCAACUUGACUAUUGAUCCUAAUCAAGAAUUUACAUAUAUACUUCAUAUGUUCUGCAUGUUACAUACUUUUCAACAAAUCUAGAAUACCCUUUUGCUCUACAAGUAAUUGGUACAAAAAGAGCUCCGCAAGCCAUUACACUUGUGAGCCAGCCCCUGCAGCUAGAAUAAAACAAUGCAUUAUAUAUGCAUUGGAAAUGGGAAACCAUUCACAAAAGACCAUAAAAUUCCGCUAAAAGUAUGCGAAGGGAACAAGGAACCCUUUAAACGUUUACCUGGCAACUCACAUGUCAAGGGGAUAUGCUAAGCAUUCUGAACAGAAGCACGUUCAGAAGAGGUCUAUCUUAAAGGCGAAUGACUUGCUAUGUUAUUUGAAAAUAAAGAUCUUUGAGCGCUGUGUAAUGAAUGCAAACCAAAUUUCAUCCUUUUUAAAAUUUCUUUAUUUUAUUAACAGUUAAAGUCAUUAUUUCG
Molecule: messenger RNA, 1607 nt
Organism: Drosophila santomea
Lineage: Eukaryota; Metazoa; Arthropoda; Insecta; Diptera; Drosophilidae
Exons: 1
Coding region: 70-651 (193 amino acids)
Source: RefSeq, a predicted model, not a curated record